AUGCAUUCAUUAUUUUAUCGCAACAAAAUUCUCAAUUCGCAUAUCAUAUUCAAUACCCAUUCAAUAUUAACAUUCCUUUUUCUAAUCCUAUCUCUCCUUGAAUUAAAUUCUGCCGAUUUAACGGUAUAUGAUUCUUCAAAUAAUGAGAUAACCACAUAUGAAAAUACCGAUAUUUUUGGAAUUCAUAAACCCGAUUAUGGCGUUUCAGGACAAUUAAUCAUAGCAUCGUUCGCUAAACCUAAUGAUAAAGAUGACCCUUGUAAAAUAAUUAAUUUGCCUUUAAUUGAUGAGGAUACUAUACUUGUUGUACCAUUCCACGAUGCUUACAAUGUUGGAUGCAUGUCAUAUUCAGACAUAAUUGAAAGUAAUAAUUGGGAAAAUAAUGACGAUGUCGAUAUACCCUCAUCGAAAGUUCCAGAUGAUAGCGUUUCCGGAGAACAAGAUAGUGAAACACAAUUUCCUACAACAGCAAACACCGAAAAUAAUAAUGACAGCGUAAACAUUAAUAACAACAAUGAUAAUAACGACGCCAAAAAUAAUGAAAUACCGCAAGAAGUACCAAAAGAGGCUGUUAAUGCUCCUAAAACGCCAAAUGAUCCUAUCGACGCACCAGCUGAUAAAAAUCCACCAGAUACAGCUCCACCUGACAAAAAUCCGAAAGACACAACUCCAGAUAAUACUCCGAAAGAUAUAACUACAGAUAAUACUCCGAAA
Molecule: messenger RNA, 714 nt
Organism: Funneliformis caledonium
Lineage: Eukaryota; Fungi; Glomeromycota; Glomeromycetes; Glomerales; Glomeraceae
Source: the annotation of a GenBank genome assembly